This is a messenger RNA of Oreochromis niloticus (Nile tilapia), 1197 nucleotides long. RefSeq names its product ciliary microtubule associated protein 1B (gene cimap1b). Bases 340 to 1110 code for a protein of 256 amino acids. The record is from RefSeq and is a predicted model, not a curated record. Lineage: Eukaryota; Metazoa; Chordata; Actinopteri; Cichliformes; Cichlidae. The transcript has 7 exons. Gene Ontology annotation, cellular component: cytoskeleton.
CAUUUACAACAUCUGCAUAAUGUAUUGCAUGUAUAUACUUCUUGCAUGUCUCUGGUUAAAUGUGAGUGAGUCAGAUAUUAUACGAGAGAGACAAGGCACCCCAACUUUUUUUUAUUUCAUUAUUAUUAUUAGUAGUAUUUUUUAUCUGAUUAAACUGGUUAAAGAACAUUAUAUCCAACACAUAUUAAGAAUAAGUGUCAGAGAGUCAUUGCCAUGGCAACGUUGUCAUAGUGAAGUUGACAACCAUUAAACAAUCUGUGUUUGGGUUCAGCGCACAUGCUCAUUUCUGUGGAAAAAGCCUGUCACGGACUAUAAGCAGGAUCGGGAUUUUGUGAGGUAAUGAUGAAGGCUGAUCCCUGGGUUGGCACCUGGAGGCCCCACAAGCCAAGAGGUCCUAUAGCUGCCCUCUAUGGUAGCCCGGGGCCCAAGUAUGCACUGCCUGGACUCACAGGUGUGUCUCAGCACGACCCUACUAAAUACAAAGCCCCAAUGUUCAGCUUUGGGAUGCGUCGUAAGGAGGUCAAUAAUAACUUUUCCCCUGGGCCAAGAUACCUGAUUCCCACCAACAUGACCAGAGAGGGCCUGAGUAACCAGCCUGCAUUUUCACUCCAUGGCCGUCCAAAGGAGCCCAAGUUCUUCGAGCCUCCUGGACCAGGUCAAUAUUCCCCAGAGCACUCAGCAAAGUGGAUCUACCGCUCUGCGCCUGCUUAUUCACUGUUAGCCAGGCACAAGGAAUUAGGUGGCAACAAAACACCAGGUCCUGCGACCUAUUCUCUGCCUCCCGUGAUAGGGAUGAACACUGCGGUUGCAUCUUCUGCUCCCUGCUUCUCAAUACGUGGCCGCAACAAAAUCGGAACCUUCUACGACGACCAAAGCAAGACUCCUGGCCCUGCUGCCUAUAAAGUUGUGGACCCCAGUAUUUAUGGGCAGAAGCCUCCUCAAUUCAGCAUGACAGGUCGCAACUUCACUCCCGGUGAAACCACAGCGAAACCAGGACCAGGAGCAUACAACCCUGAGCAAGUAAACCUCACAAAAAGCAAAGCCCCGAGUUUUACCUUUGGAUUGCGUCAUUCUGAGUACAUCCUACCAGUCAGUCCCUGGGAAUGUUGAGGAAUAGUGUCCUCUGUCAUCUCUUAUUUUAACUGGAAAUGACCACAGAAGUUUGUCAAUAAAGCAUAAAAUACAAACUGCUCAGCA